Molecule: messenger RNA, 3121 nt
Organism: Octopus sinensis (East Asian common octopus)
Lineage: Eukaryota; Metazoa; Mollusca; Cephalopoda; Octopoda; Octopodidae
Product: delta-like protein D
Exons: 12
Coding region: 647-2842 (731 amino acids)
Biological process (GO): multicellular organism development; cell communication; Notch signaling pathway
Cellular component (GO): membrane
Molecular function (GO): calcium ion binding
Source: RefSeq, a predicted model, not a curated record
AUACACAGACACAAGCAACACACAUGUAUUUCUGUAUAUAUACACAUGUAAACCACGUUCGCUCAUUCUACACACCAGACCAUCCGCAUUCAAAUAUAUAUACAUAAAUUCAUGAUUAUGUACCCUCGUCUAUUCACAUUUGAUACACAUAAAUGAACGGAUUGUUCGUGCACCGAAUAAACAUACAUCACACACACUCUCGCGCGCACACACACACGCAUACAUACAUACAUACAUACACCCGUGUGUGUGUAUGUGCGCGUGUGUGUGUAUACAUACAUACAUAAGCACAAAGCAUGAAAUACACAAAACCUUGUUACCUUGUCAGUGUAUAUUGUGGAAUUAAUUACCCCCCACACCUCCUUAAUUAAGGAAUUUUGGAGUACCUUGUUUUGAGUUUAAUUCAAACCCCAUUUCAUAUUCAAGGAAUUUUACUUCAUCAUACUGAGGAAUAUCUUACCUUUUUGGAAUACUAUUCAAGGAAAUUAAAAGUUAUCCACUAGUUUUGCAGUUUGUGCUGUCAAUCAGGUUGUAUGGGGGCGGAGUCAAAGCAGUAAAGCCGCUGCCAGACCGAGGCUGUUACUUUAGACAUUUCUAUCAACAGCAGCAGGUACGACGACGACGACUUGAACCAGCAGAAACAAGGAUGCGCUCGACCAGGGCACCACUUCGAGCCAGUAUUCUGGUUCUAAUCACUCUCAAGCUGGUCCUUGGUACCGGGCUGUUCGAACUAGAAUUGAAAUCCUUCACGAACACAAAGGGAUUACUAAAAAGCGGCAACUGUUGCAGUAAUAAUGUGGUGGCCACCGACCAAGCUGGAGACAACUGUUCGGAGUGUUCUACCUUCUUUCGGAUAUGUCUUACGCAUUACAUGUUCAAUAUUGUCCCGGGGGGAAAGUGUUCCUUUGCCCGCAAAGAGUUACCAGUUUUGGGGAGAAAUAACAUAGAUUUCUCUAAGGAUUUACCUGGUAAUUUUACCAACCCGUUGAGGUUUUUGAUCAAUUCUUCGUGGCCGAGGUCCUUCUCGUUGAUCAUCGAAGCUUGGCAUAAAAUUCGGAAUGGACAGGCAGAUGGAAGACCCCUCCAGCAGCUGAUUAGUAGUGUACCUAUUUCAGAAUCCCUUGAUGUUAGUUCCAAUUGGCGACCGUUCAGCUACGUUGAACAACCUUUUGAACUCAACUUCGCUUACCGUUUUAUUUGCAAUAAGUACUAUUAUGGGUUGCAGUGUAACAAGGUAUGCCGGGCGCGGGACGAUAAAUUUGGACAUUACAAUUGUACCAAAGAGGGCCAGGCGAGAUGUUUACCAGGAUGGAAAGGAGUUUACUGUGACCAACCAAUAUGUCUGGCUGGUUGCCAUCUACAGCAAGGUUUCUGUGACCAACCUAAUAAAUGCAAGUGUCGAGCAGGUUGGACUGGGAAGUACUGUAAUGAGUGUGCUGUGCACCCGAAUUGCCACAAAGGCACUUGUCAAGCACCUUGGGACUGUAAUUGCGAAGAAGGUUGGGGUGGGCUAUUUUGCAAUGAAGAUCUCAACUAUUGCACCCAUCACAGUCCUUGCAAGAACCAAGGGACCUGCACUAACACAGGGCAAGGGAGCUAUACGUGUAAUUGUCCGGAGGGCUUCAAUGGCACCAACUGUGAAAUUAAAGUUGACGAUUGUCGAUACCAAUCCUGUUUAAAUUCUGGAACAUGUGAGCAAACUGGUGCAGAGUUCCGAUGCCAAUGUCAAGAUGGUUAUGGCGGGAAGCACUGUGAGAUAAAAGCCAAUAAUUGUUCUGGUCAUCCCUGUCAGAAUGGUGGCAGGUGUGAGAAUUUUGAUGAUGGGUAUCUAUGUGAAUGCCAACCUGGGUAUACUGGACACAACUGUGAAAUUGAAAUAAUUGAGUGUGCUUCAAAUCCAUGUCAAAAUAAAGGUCGUUGUGUUGAUCAUGUGAAUGGGUUUCAUUGUGUCUGUGAACCAGGCUACAGUGGUAAAAUUUGUGAAGUGGACGAAGACAACUGUUUAAAGCAACCCUGCCUGAAUGGAGGCACCUGUGAGGACAAGGUCAAUGAUUUUGAAUGCCACUGUAAACCAGGAUAUGUUGGCUUCAUUUGUGCACUUCAACUCAAUCAUUGCCUUAUUCAGCCUUGCAAAAACGGAGGUACAUGCACUAAUUUGAAUAACGAUUUUCGCUGUGAUUGUCCGUCGGGAUUUACAGGGAAGGAUUGUACCAUGAAUAUUAAGUGUGCCAGCAAUCCAUGUAAGAAUGGUAGCACCUGCAAUGAUCUGGGAUCAAGUUACUCAUGUAUUUGUCAAACAGGUUUUUCUGGCCUUCACUGUGAUCGCCAGGAAAGCACAAGCAUGUCUGUAUUAGAACUUGGUUUGAGCAUUUGUCUUGGAGCUGGUUUACCUCUUAUUGUGAUUAUCAUUGUUGUUAUUAUAAUGCUAUUACGGCACCAGCGCCACCAUUUUCGAGAAAACAUGCAGAAGGAAACUGAACAAAAUCGCAUCAAUAGUAAAUGCAUGGAAACUGAUAUUUUCAUGACAAAUCCUUCAGCAAGUUCAUCUGAUAAAUUUACCAAAGAACUGGAAUGUUCUAAUAGAUUUAAUUCGGAACUGUUUUACCAUGAAAAAUCUACUAACAUUCUAAGACAGAAUGUUACAGGUGAACCAUAUCACAAACCUUAUAAUAAAAAGAUGUUGACACCAAUACCAAAUAGUGUAGGGGAAUGCAAAAUUCAAGUUGAUAUAGAAAAACCAACAAACCGAGACAUUACAGAUGCUUUAUUAAAACAUGAGCAAGCACAGAGGCACUUGAAAAAUAACUUGGACUAUCAACAUGUUUCGGCUACAGAAGUCUGAAUAAUCCCCUUUUCUGUUUUUUCUUUCUCUCUCCUGCAAUAGCAACAUCAUAACAUGUUGUUCAGAAUAGCAAAACAGAUAUAAUCUAAGUGCCUUUUUAUUUAUUUUUUUUAAUUUAUUUUUUUUUUUAUUUUUCACAGAAAAGGCAUUUUUUUCUGUGGCUAUUUCUCUGAAUUGUAUUUUUGUAAGAGAUUAUUUUACACCUGUCUUCUCUGUUAGUGAACGGAGUGGAUAAGAGUUGCCUGGUGGGUGUGGAAUGCACACACACACACACAUACA